AUGGUCGGCGGCUUGUGCGCUCGCAGGUUGGCCCGCCGGUCUCGGUCCGCCCUGAUCGCAGCCCUCACGGUGCUGCUGGUGCAGACGCUGAUCGUGUGGAACUUCAGCACCCUCGACUCCGGCGAGGAGAGAGAAAACGGGGGCUCCAACGUGCGGGAGAAGAGGGACCGGGUCGCGGGCAACAAAGCCGCUGGCAGCGACUAUUUCCAUCAGCAGCAGCAGCACGGGGUCCAGCAGCGGCGGCAGCAGCAUCUUCCUCCGCCGGGGAGGGGGACGUCUCGCCACAUACAGCAGCCGGAUGGAUAUUACUCCCACCGGCCGAAGGAGAAAGGUAGAGUCGACAGCAACAAUGAGAACUCAGUGCCCAAAGACUUUGAGAACAUAGACAAUAGUAACUUCGGUGCUCGCUCGCAGCCGCACCGGCAGUCUGUCAGGGCCACCAGCAGUAAGCAGCAGCGUGAUCACCUGCAGGAGAAGGCCCACGCCCAGCAGCAGGCAUGGAGGGACAACUCCCCGAGUCUGGGCCGCAGCUCAAACGAGGUUCUGCCUGUAGGCCACCAGCUGACGGUGGGCAACAAUGCCUCCUAUCUGGGCGUUCACGACACAGGACCGCGGCAGCAUUACCGGGCAUCGCAGGCCCAGCAGGCCCAGUCACAGCACAGACACCAGCACCCACACAGGAGGCAGGCGACGGCGGCAACGCUGGAGGUGACCUACGACCAGCCACCCAAGUGCGAGAUCAGCGGGAAGGAAGCCAUUUCGGCUCUGUCGAGAGCCAAGAGCAAGGAGUGUCGGCAACAGAUCGCCGAGGUGUACUGCAGACACAAGGAGGGCCAAUUAAUGCCAGAGAAGGUCACUCGCUACUGCCCCCUCGAGGGUAAAGCCUACGUAAACAUCCAGUGGGACGAGGACUCUGCUGAGAGCUUUCCAACAAAACCAGUGAGAAUAGCGUUCGUCCUGGUGGUACACGGUCGAGCCUCUCGCCAGUUUAAUCGCCUCUUCAAAGCCAUCUACCACAUCUCCCACUACUACUACAUACACGUUGAUCAGCGCUCUAACUACCUGCACAGGCAGGUGCAGGCCUUGGCUUCCCAGUAUACCAACGUGAGGGUGACUCCCUGGCGAAUGGCCACCAUCUGGGGUGGAGCCAGUUUGCUCACCAUGUAUCUCCGCAGCAUGACUGACCUGCUGGCCAUGAGGGACUGGAGCUGGGAUUUCUUCAUCAAUCUCAGUGCCGCCGACUACCCAAUCAGGACCAAUAACCAGCUGGUGGCCUUCCUGUCCAAAUACAGAGACAUGAACUUCAUUAAGUCCCACGGCAGGGACAAUGCUAGGUUUAUCCGUAAGCAGGGUCUGGAUCGCCUGUUCUUUGAGUGCGACACCCACAUGUGGAGGCUGGGCGACCGCAAAAUACCAGAAGGCAUCUCUGUGGAUGGCGGAUCCGACUGGUUCCUCCUCAACCGCAUGUUCGUGGAAUAUGUAAUCAACUCCAAGGACGAUCUGGUCACCAACAUGAAGCGCUUCUACGCCUACACUCUGCUGCCUGCCGAGUCGUUCUUCCACACAGUGCUGGAGAACAGCGCCCACUGUGAGAGCAUGGUGGAUAACAAUCUGCGCAUCACCAACUGGAACCGUAAACUGGGCUGUAAAUGCCAGUACAAGCACAUCGUGGACUGGUGCGGAUGCUCUCCUAAUGACUUCAAGCCUGCAGACUUCCACCGCUUCCAGCAAACAGUGCGGCCCACCUUCUUUGCCAGGAAGUUUGAAGCCAGUGUGAACCAGGAGAUAGUGAACCAGCUGGAUGCCUACCUGUUUGGACCUUUUCCCCAGGGAACGACAGCACUAAACUCCUACUGGGAGAACGUGUACGACGAGCCAGAUGGCGUGGCCAGCCUGUCGGACACACAGCUCACAUACUACCACUCCUUCUCGCGCCUGGGCCUGGCCAGGGCUGCCGCCUCGCUGCAGGGGAACCCAAAGGAUCACAGCUGCAGGUACUUCCCCAUGGGCCACCCAGUGUCAGUGCACCUCUACUUCCAGGCAGACCAGUUCCAAGGCUACCUGGUCAAGCACCAUGCCACCAACCUGGCAACGAGCAAGCUGGAGACCAUGGAGACCUGGGUGGCACCCAAGAAGAACUUCAAGCUAACAACCCCUCUGACCAGCACGUUCAGCAGGUUGCAGUUCGCAGAGAUCGGCACAGAGUGGGAUGCCAAAGAGCGUAUGUUCAGAAACUUCGGCGGCCUGAUGGGACCCAUGGACGAGACAGUGGGAAUGCAGAAGUGGACCAAAGGGCCCAACGUCACCGUCACGGUCGUGUGGAUCGACCCCACCAACGUCAUCGCGGCCACCUACGACAUUCUGAUCGAUGCCAGCGCCGAGUACACCCACUACCGCCCGCCGCUCAACCAGCCUCUGCGACCAGGCGUGUGGAGCGUCCGCAUCCUGCAUCACUGGAGCCCCGUGGCUGAGAUGCGCUUCCUCAUCGCCCCGUUGACGUACAACAGGCACCAGCCCAUACGACAAGAGGAUACCCUGAAGCUCCACAACGGGCCAGCAAAGAACAGCUACAUGGAGCAGAGUUUCCAUGGCCUCAACCCGGUGCUCAACAUCCCUAUCAGCCUGGGUUACGUGGAGCAGGCCAAGAGGAACGCAGCCCUGACCGGCCCAGAGCUCGAGCACUGGUUAGACGGCCUGGUGGGCGAACUGUGGGAGGCAGCCGACGUCUGCGCCGUGGGCCCAACCGCCUGUCCGGUCAUGCAGGCCUGCCCCAAGAACCCGUGGAGCUCCCUGAGCCCAGACCCCAAGUCCCAGCUGGGAGUGUCGCGGGCCGACGGCCGGAUCAGGUAGCAGCGAGGCCUCCAGCUGGACAGGAGGCCGUGACACUGUUUAUUUUUAUUUAUUCGAGGGCUUUCUUUCAGGUUGGUGGGAGGAGGAGUGAGUGGUCUGCAUCUGUCUGGGGAGAAGACGGAAACAAAAGAGAAAGUGGAUUCUUUCUUCUUUUUUUUUCUUUUUUUCGGGGACGUUGGUGAGGGCGCCUGGACAGAAAGCGAGGAGGAAUGGUUUUCAUAUCCUCCCACAGGAGGGGGGGUUAUGCUGGCUUUGCUAUUUCAGUUUUCUCAGUGUAUUUAUUUUCCUUCUCAUGGCUGAGUUUUACUGUGAUCAAACGUUGCAAUUUUUGAGCAUUUAUUUUGCUGCUGAAUGAAUUAUGAAGUCAGCUUUUAACGCCCCGCACAGGGCACAGCGGUCAUGUGAGUGUGGAUUGUCGACAAUGCUGGCGGACCUGGUUCUGCUGCAAUAAGGCCUUAGCUGUAAGACAUAUGUGAGGAAGUAGCCAGGUACUGAAUGAAAUGUGCCUCAUUACGGUUUCUGUCAACAUCAACUAAAUAUGACAAUAUCUGAGUAUUCAGACACCCCCAGAAAAGACAAGUAUUUUGAUACGACUCAAAUGUAGUGCCGUUAAUGAAGAAAACUUUGAACAACAACAGCAAAAAAAACAACAACAAAAAAAAAAAAACGUUUUAACAUGAUUAAAAGUCGAUUACUUCAGACCUCUGAGUUCCUAGAUAGUCCAGUGGCAUUUGUAAAUCAGUAGAAUAAAUCACAGCUUACUUCAAUUCAGUGCCUGAUCAGGUUGUGGAAGUGUUGUGACUGACGAUCUGCAGCAGUCGCAAAAUGGAAAAAGAGGAAUGCAAAUACAAAGGCCUUCUCCGAAUAAUUGGAUUACUGGAGCAAUUUGGAUUUUAAUAGAAACUCAAUGUAGACGUUUUUCUGUUAAAAAUUUACUAAAUUCAUAAAAUGCUUCUUUUAUGGUUGUUAUACAAUAGUAUUUUAAGAUUUAACAUUCACAUAGUGUAGAUUUCUUGAAUAACAUCCUCAUGUUGUGACAGGUAGAGGACAAAGAGAGAACUGUUUUGUCCCUAUUGGAUUUUUUUGUUUGUUUUUUUUUUUUUUCUUUUGCCAACCUGCCUCAAACUUGAAACAAAAUCAUCUCAAGCUGACCUUAAAAUUCUUGUCCUUGUUUUUAAUGUCACUUUUAUUUUUUCUUUAUUCCAGUCAUGUCAACGACUCUUUAUGUUGUACAUAAUUCUACAAGAAGUCUCAAAAAUUGUGUGAAUGAAGAGGGGUGAGUUCAUGAGUCGCUAUUUAUUUAUAAGUUUAUAUUAAUACUGAUAUUUUUAGUCAGUGACUAAAUGACUGCGACGCUGCCUUGGCAGCAUGAUAAAUAUUUUUUUGUAAAGAAAGCCGCCUUUAUUUACAAAGGCCACCACCCCAAACUUAUACUGUACCUUUUUAUGGCCCGCACCUGUGUGUUAGUCAGUGUUGUCCUGUCUGAAUAGAUCUUCCUGUCUUGUUUUUUUUUACACGGCUGUUUGCCAAGUGCAUCACAAGAGAAGGCCACCUUGACCUGUGGGGUCGGAGGUCAGCUACCAAACAACCUCACCAAACAGAGAAGGUGAACAAAAAAAAAAAAAAAAGUCUUCACAAGCAAACACACUGGACAACGUCUGGAUCGAAGGAGAAACUGUGCUUCGUGGUGUUUUUACGGUUCCUGUCAGUUUCAGAAUGAUAGUGAGUGGUAGUUAUCUUCCUGCUGUGACAAUACUGUACAAUUUCAAGUGAAUAUUAUAUUGUAUCUUGACUGCAAAAUGCAUAAUUUAUUAGAUCGGGUCUAUGGCACCUUUUCAAUCCUAUUUACAUUACUUGCUCUGCCAUCAAGACAAUCUCUGAACAUUUGAGACGAGUUAAUUACACCAAGGGUAGCUCUGCACCGCGACACAUCCUGAACAAGAGGUACGGUCACAUAUUUGUUUUAUCUUGAAAUAAGUUUCAUCUGCAGCCAAUUAGGUUUUCAAUCUGUGAUUGUCAACAUUGUUUAGCCAUCACAUGAGCUAAAUGAGUGUUUUUGCAUAGGCUAAUUAAAAGACAUUACUGUUCAUUAAUGUCAAGUUCACCUUGCCUCUCUGUCAGAUGUGUGUAUUAUAAUUGCUAUCUCUCCUUCCCUUCUCAAAUCCAAAUCCACAUCGUUACUGGGGUUAGGUUGCAAAGGACAACUUUGUUUUCCACUGGUCGGCUUCUGCUGCCAUCUUUUAACUUAUAUCGCCACCGUGCUCUGAACAAUUACUUCACACAAUACAUACUAUAAUGUAAACGCAAUGACACUUUUGGAAAAAGGUGAAUUAAUUAAAUGUAACUAAAUGUGAAAGUCCUAUUUUGUAACAAAAUGAUUAACAAAUGAAGAAGAUGUAUAUAGGUAUUUUGUAUUGAAAUAUUGUUUAAAAGGUAUUGUACAUGUAAAUACAAAUGUGGUUAAAAAUGACAUUGAAUUAUUAAGAGUUUUUUGAAGUGUCACUACCUGGGCACAAAUGAAUUGAUGGUGUUUAUUGAUCAAAGUACAUAACCUGUUUCAGUGUUUUGGACAGCUGUAACAACAACCUUGUCCUAUUUGCCUCUCAGAGAAAAAUCACAUGCCAGAUUGUUGUUGUUCUUGCUGGAAUGUAUUGUUGCGCAACUGUUGCACAAAUUUCUCUGACUGACGUUUCCCCCGUUCUUUUGUUCCGGGGAGGCUCUGUGUGCCUUAGCUGACUUUUAGAACCUUCUCUGUCCAUUAAAAGAAAAAAAUAUAUAUAUUUUGUUGUUUGUUUUGACCUUAUGUGAAGAACGCCAUGAGUCUGUCAAGUGAUUCACUGGUACUGCAACACCAAAAUGAUGUUUGCUGUUGUAUAUAUCAUCAGGCCUUCUGUCGUUAUCAGCUUUUUAUUAUUUUUUAUUUUUUUCUUCCCUUUGGGAGAGUUUUGUUGUACUUGACUGGCUUGUUUUACUUUUCUCUGACUGCUUUUUGGAAAUAAAAUUCAAUGGAAAAACA
This is a messenger RNA of Stegastes partitus (bicolor damselfish), 5866 nucleotides long. RefSeq names its product xylosyltransferase 1. Gene Ontology annotation, molecular function: protein xylosyltransferase activity. The record is from RefSeq and is a predicted model, not a curated record. The transcript has 11 exons. Gene Ontology annotation, cellular component: membrane. Gene Ontology annotation, biological process: heparan sulfate proteoglycan biosynthetic process; chondroitin sulfate proteoglycan biosynthetic process. The coding region runs from base 1 to 2850 and encodes 949 amino acids. NCBI's taxonomy places the organism in Eukaryota, Metazoa, Chordata, Actinopteri, Pomacentridae.